UUCAAACUCACCUCCCAUUAUUCCUCAGUUCUCACUCCUCAUCUCUCUCCCUUCUCUGCAUUUCUUCUUUGUCUUAAAGAAGAAGAAAACAAGUUUCAGAUUGAAUAUACAAUUAUAGCAACUACACUACAUAAUCUACACACAGACACACAGUUGUAUUCAUCUUCUGAAGCUUCUCUCUCACUACCAUUUUACUUCAAAGCCUAAGCACCAAUUCAAAAUCCAUUACUUCAAUCUCUCGUCUUGUUCCAUAGAAAUGCGUGUACUCCAAUCGCAGCCACAAGCGCGUGUACAUUCAUAGAGAAGUUCGGGUUAGCUUUAGCUUGAGCUUGAGCUCGAGCUAGGUCGUUGAUGGCUUCAUCGUCGAGAGGUAGUCGAAGUAGUUCACCAUUUCAGUACCGUAGUAAAUCUUCAACUCCCUACUCUUCAUCUUCUUCAUCCUCGUCAUCAAUCAUGAACCCUAGGCUACUGCCGCGAUCUUACUCUUCAUCUACGACGUCGUUUUACGGCUCUUCAAAUGGCUACAAUUCCAGAUCCAUGAGUCGUUCCGAUUCGAUGUACUCGCAAGGUUACGAAAAUCGUACGCCAGUCAGUUACACGUCGGAAGCGGAAGAGGAGUUGAUUGAUGAACCAGUUGAUGAUAUGUCUAGAUCGGGAGAUAGCAUUUCAGUCACUGUCAGGUUUCGCCCAAUGAGUGAACGAGAAUAUCAGAAGGGCGAUGAAAUUGCAUGGUAUGCAGAUGGUGAUAAAAUUGUGAGGAACGAGUAUAAUCCAGCCACAGCUUAUGCAUUUGAUAGAGUGUUUGGACCGCAAACAAUUACUCAAGAAGUUUAUGAAGUAGCUGCUCGACCUGUGGUCAAGGCUGCAAUGGAAGGCAUACAUGGCACAGUAUUUGCUUAUGGAGUUACAAGUAGUGGAAAGACGCACACUAUGCAUGGAGAUCACAGUUGUCCGGGCAUAAUUCCUUUGGCGAUAAAGGACGUUUUCAGCAUUAUUCAAGAUACUCCUGGACGCGAAUUCUUACUCCGUGUGUCAUAUAUUGAAAUCUACAACGAGGUUAUCAAUGACUUGCUGGAUCCUACUGGCCAGAAUUUGCGUGUCAGGGAAGAUGCACAGGGUACUUAUGUUGAAGGUAUAAAAGAGGAAGUUGUUUUGUCACCCGGUCAUGCUCUUUCGUUCAUUGCUGCUGGGGAAGAGCACCGUCACAUUGGUUCAAAUAAUUUCAAUUUGUUCAGUAGCCGCAGUCACACAAUAUUCUCCUUGAUGAUUGAAAGUAGUGCCCAUGGUGAUGAGUAUGAUGGAGUGAUCUUCUCACAGCUCAACCUGAUUGAUUUAGCAGGGUCUGAGAGCUCUAAAACUGAGACAACGGGAUUACGGAGAAAGGAAGGAUCAUACAUAAAUAAAAGUCUGCUGACUCUAGGAACUGUCAUUGGAAAACUUAGUGAAGGGAAGGCAUGUCAUGUUCCUUAUCGGGAUUCUAAACUUACUCGCCUACUCCAAUCAUCGCUGAGUGGACAUGGACAUGUUUCACUCAUAUGUACUCUUACUCCUGCUUCAAGCAAUAUGGAGGAAACACAUAAUACGUUAAAAUUCGCAAGUAGGGCUAAACGUGUUGAGAUUUAUGCAUCACGCAACAAGAUAAUUGAUGAAAAGUCUCUGAUUAAGAAAUAUCAAAGGGAAAUAUCAUGUCUGAAACAAGAGCUUGAUCAGCUAAGAAGAGGGGUGCUUUUCGGUGUCAAUCAUGAAGAGCUUAUGAACUUGAGACAGCAGUUGGAAGAGGGACAAGUGAAAAUGCAGUCAAGAUUGGAAGAGGAGGAGGAAGAGAAGGCAGCUCUACUGAGUCGGAUACAGAGGCUGACUAAACUGAUCCUGGUUUCUUCAAAGAGUUCAAUUCCUGGUUAUUUGGGUGAUGCUGCUGCUCAUCAAAGGAGUGUUUCUGCUUCUGAAGAUGAUAAAUUGGACAGUUCUAUGCUCACAGAUAGCGAGAAUCAGAAAGACCCUUCGUCAGAUAGUUCUGAUUUAAAAAACAAAAGAUCCUCUAGCAAGUGGAAUGAUGAUCUAUCACAGGCUGGAAGUACGAUUACCGAAUUGGCUGAGAUGGGUGAACUUCUUGGCGGUUCUUCCUGUGGUUCAAAGCUGCCCAUAGAAGGUAUCUCAAUGGCAGAUGAAAUGGACCUCCUGGCCGAGCAAGUUAAGAUGCUUAGUGGAGAGAUUGCAUUCAGCAGCAGUACAUUGAAGCGGUUGAUGGAGCAAUCUGUAAAUGAUCCUGAGAGUUCAAGAACUCAAAUCGAAAAUUUAGAGCGCGAAAUACAAGAAAAGAGAAAUCAAAUGAGGAUCCUGGAACAGCGCAUUGUUGAAAACGGUGAAGCAUCAGUUUCUAAAGCAUCAUUAGUUGAAAUGCAGCAGCAGACUCUGAUGAAAUUGAUGACACAGUGUAGCGAGAAGUGCUUUGAGCUUGAGAUAACAUCAGCGGACAAUAGGAUUCUUCGGGAAGAGCUGCAAAACAAGUGUUCAGAGAACAAGGAACUGCAGGAAAAGAUUUAUCAUCUUGAGCAGCAGCUGGAUGCAGUUAAGGCUGAAAGGUCAUACCCAUUACAACGUGUAUCUGACGAAUAUGUUGAUGAGCUUAGAAAGAAAAUUCAGUCCCAGGAAAUUGAAAAUGGUAAACUGAAGCUAGAACAUGUCCAGAUCGUAGAGGAAAAUAGUGGGUUACAUGUACAGAACCAGAAAUUGUCUGAGGAAGCUUUGUAUGCAAAAGAAUUAGCAUCUGCUGCUGCUGUUGAACUUAAAAACUUAGCUGGUGAAGUCACAAAGCUCUCGUUACAGAAUGCAAAACUAGAGAAAGAGUUGUUGGCUGCUAGAGAGAUGUUGAAUUCUCGAAGUUCCAUUACACAAGCUGGUAACGUUGGAAGCCGAAAGCAUGGUGAAAACCUACGAUCAGGGCGUAGAAGUCGGAUCCCUGGCAGAGGAAGUGAAAUUCCAGGAGCGAUUCAUGAUGACUUUGACACAUGGGACCUAGACCCUGAAGAUCUAAAGAUGGAGUUGCAGGCCAGGAAACAGCGAGAGGCAGCUCUGGAGGCUGUCUUGGCUGAGAAGGAAGUUGUGGAAGACGAGUACAGGCAAAAGGUUGAAGAGGGAAAGAAAAGGGAGGCAGCCCUGGAAAACGAUUUAGCAAAUAUGUGGGUACUUGUUGCUCAGCUGAAGAAAGAAAGCUGUGCUAGGCAAGUUCCAAAGCUGGCAGCUGAAAGUCAGAAUGUAGAAGACAGUCUGAGUGAUGCAAAAAUCAAUGAUAUCGAUCACAAGGACCCGAUCCUCAUUGAUAGCCAAGCCGUGAAUCAUACAGCUUCCAUUGCUGAGGCUCCAAAGGUUGAACCGCUUGUUGCCCGCUUGAAGGCCCGAAUGCAAGAGAUGAAGGAAAAGGAACAUAGGUACUCGGGUAAUGGUGAUGCAAAUUCAAAUGUAUGUAAAGUGUGUUUUGAAUCACCCACUGCUGCAAUGCUUCUUCCAUGCCGCCAUUUUUGCUUGUGUAAGUCUUGUUCCCUUGCCUGCUUCGAGUGUCCCAUAUGUCGGACAAAUAUUGCAGAUCGGAUUUUUGCCUUUACUUGACAUUAUUUUUAACCUCAUGGUUAUGGUGAAAAGAAAGGUUUUCAUUGUCAACUCGCCUUUCAGAGACAUUCUUUAAUUAAUUCACCUGUAUUUUGUAACCUUACAAUGAUAUAUAAUUAUCCCUUGUGUACUUCUCCAACAACUGUAAAAUAAGACAGACCCAAAGAAAUGAAGGGAAGAAAGAGGAAAGGAUGUAAAUGAGUAGAGCUGAAGUCGUCAGGGAGGUAUUGUGGCAUAUUUAUGAUCUCUUGACCUUCAGCUGCAAUGUAUAGAACAAUACAAACUACCAUAUAGUUUUUGUAUCUGUAAAUUUGUGACUAUUUAUAGUUUUGCGGCUCUCUUUAUACUUGGCA
Nicotiana attenuata is the source of this 3959-nucleotide messenger RNA. Its product is annotated as kinesin-like protein KIN-7D, mitochondrial. Gene Ontology annotation, molecular function: ATP binding; microtubule motor activity; microtubule binding. Gene Ontology annotation, biological process: microtubule-based movement. Bases 352 to 3606 code for a protein of 1084 amino acids. NCBI's taxonomy places the organism in Eukaryota, Viridiplantae, Streptophyta, Magnoliopsida, Solanales, Solanaceae. The record is from RefSeq and is a predicted model, not a curated record. The transcript has 25 exons.